GAAGACGAGACUUCCGCCCAGCCCCCGUCAAACACCCAGCGAUCAAUCCGUUCUCUCCGGCCAAAAUGGUGAGUUUCUCCCAUUCCUGCUGUUACUGAUGAAGUUCAAUCGACGGACAAUACCAAAUCUCGAACACUUCCCCGCGCAUGCCUCCGAUUUCCAACAUCCCCCGUUCCGAUAACGUCCCUGCAAUCGUCGAUGUCACCCAAGGACUUGAUCGAACGUCGUCGCUAACGAUAUGUACCAGUCGACACCCAAGGUUAAGGCCGUCCAGCUGUGGGGGAAGAACAAGGAUGAGUUGACCAAGCAACUCGGCGAACUCAAGACCGAACUCGGCCAGCUUCGCAUCCAGAAGAUCACUUCGUCGGGCACCAAGCUUAACAGAAUCACCGACAUCCGCAAGUCGAUCGCCCGCGUUCUCACCGUGAUCAACGCCAAGCAACGACAUCAGCUCCGCCUGUUCUACAAGAACAAGAAGUACGCGCCUCUCGACCUCCGCCCGAAGCAGACCCGUGCCAUCCGUCGCCGGUUGUCCAAGCACGAUGCGGAGAGGGUCACAGAAAAGCAGCGCAAGCGGACCCAGCACUUCCCCCAGCGCAAGUACGCUGUCAAGGUAAGCGACGAUCGUUUGAAGACUUGAAGAGUUUUGGGAGGGAAGACGAUAGCGGGAUUGCUGACUGAAAGCUAUUUAGGCUGCUUGAUUUGGACGCCUCUUUCGGUAACUAAGGAGCUGGGGAAGGCAAAUGGACGGCGUACGUUUGGCAAAUGGGUGG
Sodiomyces alkalinus F11 is the source of this 773-nucleotide messenger RNA. Its product is annotated as 60S ribosomal protein L35. The transcript has 2 exons. Gene Ontology annotation, molecular function: structural constituent of ribosome; mRNA binding. Gene Ontology annotation, cellular component: cytosolic large ribosomal subunit; ribosome. Gene Ontology annotation, biological process: maturation of LSU-rRNA from tricistronic rRNA transcript (SSU-rRNA, 5.8S rRNA, LSU-rRNA); translation. Lineage: Eukaryota; Fungi; Ascomycota; Sordariomycetes; Glomerellales; Plectosphaerellaceae. Bases 239 to 640 code for a protein of 133 amino acids. The record is from RefSeq and is a predicted model, not a curated record.